This is a messenger RNA of Diospyros lotus (date-plum), 1241 nucleotides long. RefSeq lists its product as uncharacterized. Gene Ontology annotation, biological process: GPI anchor biosynthetic process. NCBI's taxonomy places the organism in Eukaryota, Viridiplantae, Streptophyta, Magnoliopsida, Ericales, Ebenaceae. Bases 269 to 1219 code for a protein of 316 amino acids. Gene Ontology annotation, cellular component: endoplasmic reticulum membrane. The transcript has 6 exons. The record is from RefSeq and is a predicted model, not a curated record.
AAAAAACAAAGCCUUUGAACAGUAAAGGGGAGAUCCAAAGCUCUCUCACAUCUCUCUCCAGCGCCAAGCCUUUGAACAGUAAUCUCCCGUUGCUUCUGCGAAUCCACGCUAAUUCGUUAAUAAGAAAUAAGUAGAAUGUCAUAUGAUGCAGUGGAUACAUCAAUAGGAGAGCUUCUUUGUUCUGUUGUUGUGAACUAACUGGCAUCAACCGAGAUGAUCAACAUUCAAAUCUCCUAGUUUAUACUGGAUAAACUGCGGCAAGCAACAUAUGGAAGUUCAGAAACUUGUUUUCAUGCAAAUUCUCCUCCUACUAGGAAUUGAACUGACACUUCUUGCCAGAUCUGGCUCUUGCAUGCACACUUUGCUAUUAUCAAGUGAGGAGGGCAAGUGUAACUCAAAUUCUGAUGUCAAAACCCAAACUACAAGUGGUUUUCCUGGUUUAGAGAAAUAUAUUGCAGAAACCUAUUUUAGGAAGCAUGAUAGCUUGGUUGAGUCUGAUUUUCAAAAUUUCAUUGCAAAUGAGCUUCCUCUUGGCUUGUGUCAAGUGCUGCAAAAUAAACUCAACCCUGUGCAAAGACUUUCAGUUCAUCAGCGCCAUCUGAUUGGUGAGGGUUCUCAUCGCCGCCUUUCUUCAUCUAUCAGAUUGCCCAUCCAGUCACUGUCCAUACCGGAGCUACCCAGACAUUUCUGUAAGAUCAUAAUAGUAGAAAGACUACCUUCUGGUGUUUUUGCAGAUCCAUUUGAGCUCCAGCAUCUUCUUCUGCAUGGCGUUUUUACAGAAGCAGCUGUGUUUGGAGACACCAAUUUGGAGUUGCCUUCAGUAGUUUCAAAUCGGUCUGUUGUUGAGGUUCACAUGGAUAUAGGUGAUAACAUAUUGACAGGACUUAACAAUGGACUGGAAAUCAGCAUUGAGCUUCCAUUGCAUGCACGCUAUGCACCUUUAGGAGAACGUGGCUUUUCAAGAGUUGAAUUUGGUGAACCUGCAAUAUUCAUGCACUGCUACAUUGAAGGGAUGUCGAAUGACCAGAGUUGUUUAUUUUUGGCCGCUGCUGGUGAUGCUGCUGCAUCUCCAACUGUAGGGUGGGAAGUUCCCUGUGGAAUUAAGGGGCACUCUGGUGUUGUCUCUGCUGUUACCUUUGUUUCGGCUGCUGUAUCAGCUUUCUUAAUUGUCUUGACAUCUAUCUUUUAUCCAGAUAUUCAGAAAUCUGCAGCAUUUUGAAAGUAUUUUUAUCUGUUCCUCA